GGAGCCGCUCUUCCGGUCUCAUGACAGGCUCUGCAGAAUUGGCAGAGACCGGUUAUAAUGGGUAUGGCUGUUAUUAGUUGUGCCAGCCUAUUGGUGUGCCUGUGCGCCCUGCUCAGCGGGGUCUCCUCACGGUAUACCCCCGAUUGGGACUCCAUAGACAAGCGCCCCCUGCCGGCCUGGUUCGAUGAGGCGAAGUUCGGUAUCUUCCUGCACUGGGGGGUGUUCUCGGUGCCGUCGUUCGGCAGUGAGUGGUUCUGGUGGAACUGGCGGCAGGAGAAGAGCAAGUCCUAUGUGGACUUUAUGACUAAGAACUAUCCGCCUGGGUUCUCGUACGCGGACUUCGCCCCGCACUUCACCGCCGAGUUCUUCGAUCCGGACUCGUGGGCUGAACUCUUCCAGCGGGCCGGGGCCAGGUAUGUUGUUUUGACGACAAAGCACCAUGAAGGUUUCACUAACUGGGGCUCUCCUGUGUCCUGGAACUGGAAUGCUGUAGACACUGGUCCACAUCGUGACUUAGUGGGAGACUUGGGAGGAGCAUUGAAGAAGAGAAACCUGCGUUAUGGACUAUAUCAUUCCCUGUUGGAAUGGUUUCAUCCCUUGUAUUUAUUAGACAAAAAGAAUGGCUUCAAAACACAGUAUUUUGUGUUUGCAAAGACUAUGCCCGAGCUGUAUGAUUUGGUAACAAGAUACCAGCCGGAUUUGAUUUGGUCUGAUGGUGACUGGGAAUCGCCAGAUACUUACUGGAACUCUACUGAUUUUCUGGCAUGGCUUUACAAUGACAGCCCUGUUAAGGACAAAGUUGUGGUCAAUGACCGUUGGGGAAGCAACUGUUCAUGCUAUCAUGGAGGUUAUUAUAACUGUGCUGAUAAGUUUAGUCCUUCUACAUUGCCUGACCACAAAUGGGAGAAAUGCACUUCCAUGGACUACUAUUCAUGGGGUUAUCGACGCAACAUGCAGUACUCUCAGAUUAUGACUGAAGCAAGCAUCAUCUCUGACCUUGUGCAGACUGUGAGUUUUGGAGGAAAUUAUCUCUUAAAUGUCGGACCCAGCAAAGAGGGCCUGAUUAUGCCAAUUUUUCAAGAGAGACUUCUGAAUAUAGGAAAAUGGAUGGACAUAAAUGGCGAGGCAAUUUAUGCCUCUAAACCUUGGAGGGUACAGAAAGAAAAUAGCACUUGCAGCAUUUGGUACACUUCCAAAGGAUCAGUUGUAUAUGGCAUCUUUCUAACAUGGCCUGAAGGAAAUCAGAUAAAGUUGGUUUCACCAAAAGCCUCUCCAAAUACUAACGUGACCAUGUUGGGUCUCACAGGAGAACUGCGGUGGAAACCGGACCCAGAGUCGGGGAUCAUCGUUCAACUGCCAUUCAUUCCUCCUGGCGUCUUUCCUGUGGAAUUUGGCUGGACACUAAGACUGAAUGGAGUAAAUUGAGUUUUAAAGAAAAAUAGCUGGUUGCAUUUAAUAAGGGCAACUGAAUGAAAUCUGAGUAUUAAAUCGUGGAGGCUGAAAUUGUCAGUCAAUUGUCUUUUGCUGCUAAAGAUGAUCUGGUUAAGCUGAUCUAAAACUGUAUGUUUAGCCUUAGACUUGGAUGUAUUUUCUCAAAUUUCAAGGAAAAUGUUGCUGCCUUCAGAUUAGGGCGUUUUCUAGAUCUAGUGAGUUAUGAAGUGUUUAUUGAGUCUGAAUUAAAUAUGUAAUUUGAGGAGAAUACCAACCACUUGGGGAUACAGUGGAAUAUAUUACAAUGUGAAUUGCAUUGCAAGACCUGUAAGCAGCCAUUCUUUAUGGCUCAUUCACACUUCUAAAUUGAAGGAAAAAUUCCAGGUGUAAUUUAUUUUUAAAUAGUUAGGGCCAAUUUCAUCUAAACCGUUCUAUUAAUGGAUUAUAUGGCCAUUGUAUCUGCUGUAAUAUACUGUACUUACAUUAGUAAGAGGUGCUGUAUUCCAGCUGCAGUACAGGCAACUUCCUGUCUGCUGCUGGAAGUAGAGUCUGGCGGAGUGCUUCUCCUCAAGGAGAAGCCUUGUAUUUUUAUUAAAUAAAUACGGAGCUCCUCUACCAGAGGUGUAAACUGUGAUGUCUUCCGUCCACCUCUCAACCUUUGCCAACAGAAGUAAGGAUUGUAUUCAUUGAUUAAAAAUACAAGGCUUCUUUUUGAAUGGCAAAGAAGCCCUCAUCCUGACUUUUUUUAAUUCCAGCUGCAGACAGUAAUUUACCCUUGCUGCUCUGGGGACACAGCACUGCUUCUCUAUGUAGCUAGAGCUACUACAGUCCAUUAGCGCACGCACAAGUGUCACAUGCUUCACGUUCUGUAAUGGAAAGAAAUACAUUUGGGCCAGCUUGGCACAAGCAAACAAUUUAAAUUUGUUUUUUUUACUUUAAAAUAUGCAGCCAUUUUAAUCUAGAUUUUGUGUAUCUCCAUACUCCCCUUUUUUUUUAUUAUUAUUAUUAUUUUAUGGUUCAGAUAUACUGAAAAAGUUAAAGUAGAAAAAGCAUUUUUUUAUGAGGGUGUGAAUGGCCCUUCAGACUUGAUGGCUUAGAGUAAACCUGGGAGCAAUAUAGCAGCUGCCAUUGUGCCAUUGCUCGGUUACUUGAGAGAAUACUUGUUAACUGGCUGGUACGCUGAUCCAAUGGCUUUAAUUAUUUCCGAGACGCUCAUUUAGAAUAAGUAUGCAGAUUAAAAAGGUGAGCAAAAAGUGAGAACACCUUAUCUGCUUACCUGUUGCAGGUUGAGGAUUUAAAAUAAUGUGCAACAAUGACAAUUGGCAUUUUUAGGUGCAUAAAUAGCCCUUGUUCCUUUCUUUUUAUGAGAGUUGUCUUGAAUAGUUGACAGUGGAUCACAGGCACGAAAGGCUUAUGGGAUGUUGCCUUUACCAGUACUGCAUUAUGUGAUCUGUUCUUUUAUGCCUUAAGGUGAUUGCCCGUUGAUUCUCCCUUCAUGAUAGAAGCCUCUUUGGUCCAAAUUUGAUAGUAAAUGACUUGGGUGUGUUGGCUGAUCAUUGCACAUUCCUAAAGGUCAGUCCAUGUUUUUCAGGGUUUACUUAAUUUUUUACAUAUUGCUAAUAAAAUGCCUAUCUGUGGUUA
Molecule: messenger RNA, 3072 nt
Organism: Rana temporaria (common frog)
Lineage: Eukaryota; Metazoa; Chordata; Amphibia; Anura; Ranidae
Gene: FUCA1
Product: alpha-L-fucosidase 1
Exons: 8
Coding region: 58-1425 (455 amino acids)
Biological process (GO): fucose metabolic process; glycoside catabolic process
Cellular component (GO): lysosome
Molecular function (GO): alpha-L-fucosidase activity
Source: RefSeq, a predicted model, not a curated record